AUGCGCGUCGUGCAGCAUAUCAGCGGAUGCGACAACGGAGCCGAAAUGCCAAUCGCCUUGUCCCGAAGUGGUGGCGGCCUGGAAGUAUGCGAACUGUUUGUCGCCUGCCAGAAUAUGGCCGGCACGCCAGACCGCAACCCAGGGGAUUUCCCAAACACACCCGACGACGCAACCGAAGGAGAGCAAGCGCUUCUGUUAUAUGCCUCCUUCGGUGGUGAAGUCGCGGGGCUAGAGCUAGCCUCCUACUUUGUAGGGAGUCGGUUGACAACCUCGUAG
Messenger RNA from Penicillium canescens, 276 nucleotides. RefSeq lists its product as uncharacterized. The transcript has a single exon. The coding region runs from base 1 to 276 and encodes 91 amino acids. Lineage: Eukaryota; Fungi; Ascomycota; Eurotiomycetes; Eurotiales; Aspergillaceae. The record is from RefSeq and is a predicted model, not a curated record.